Spodoptera frugiperda (fall armyworm) is the source of this 3882-nucleotide messenger RNA. RefSeq names its product acid sphingomyelinase-like phosphodiesterase 3a. Bases 222 to 1574 code for a protein of 450 amino acids. NCBI's taxonomy places the organism in Eukaryota, Metazoa, Arthropoda, Insecta, Lepidoptera, Noctuidae. Gene Ontology annotation, molecular function: hydrolase activity. The transcript has 10 exons. The record is from RefSeq and is a predicted model, not a curated record.
AGUUUGCCGCCGACCGUUGUGCUGUACGGACGUGUUUGGUCGGCUGAACAAAUAUUGUACGGUCGUACGUUUGGUGUAGUGGUGUACGAGUGGUUUAUGUUGUUGUGUUUGCUAGUAUGAGGACAUAAAUGGUGUUUGAUUACGGAGAUUUAUGAACGUAAUAAGAUAAACAUAGUGGUGUUCAGUGAAAAUGCAAGUGACUUAAGUGUAAAGUGUUCAAUAUGAAGACCUCAAACUUGGUGCUGACACUCAUUUGUGUCAUCUCGCUCACCUGCACUCACGCCAAAACAGGAUACUUCUGGCACAUAACAGACUUCCACUAUGAUCCCCUCUACACAUCACAAGGCGACACUAGAAGACAUUGUCGCCGAGCAGACGAGCGAGGGAGUUCAGGCCACCAUAGGGCGUUGGGUCGCUUCGGAGACUACUCGUGCGACAGCUCACUCGAGUUGAUCGAGUCAGCCGCGCGGUACAUGCGCACACGACAUUCUGAGAAUGUUGAGUUCGUGCUUUGGACUGGUGACAUCAUAGCAGCUCGAUACACGGGCAACGAGGAUGACAAGAUCCAAGCUAUAAGAAAUAUGACAGAUCUUCUCAGUAGAACGUUCAGUUCACACUUUGUGUUCCCAGUACUGGGUCACUUGGACCCCGCGCCGUCCGAGAGCCUUACUAAUUUAUGGAUGCACUGGCUACCUUUGGAAGCUUUGCAGACAUUCAAAUUUGGUGGAUACUACACCAUAGAACAAAAACAAAGCAAGCUUCGGAUAGUAGCGCUUAACACUAAUCUGUUUAGCGUCAGGGAUUCGAACAGCAUACAGGCGAAGAAACAGUGGGAUUGGCUAGACGAGGUGCUGGAUAAAGCUACUGCUAACAAAGAAAUGGUGUACAUAGUAGGCCAUGCGGCCCCAGGGUCGGACUCACGACAUCCCUACGACAUGUCAGCUGAUGCUAACGCGAAAUAUCUCCGCAUGGUCCGACGACACGCCAAGAUCAUCGCUGGACAGUUCUUCGGACAUCUACAUGCUGAUACAUUCAGAGUCAUCUAUGAUAAUGAUCGACCAGUGUCCUGGACGUUCAUGGCUCCAUCUGUGAGUCCUCACCGUGAUCCAGCCGACUCUUCUAACCCUGGGCUCAGGCUUUACAAGUUUGAUACUAAUACGGGGAAGGUGUUAGACUACACCCAAUACUUCUUGGACCUGGCAGCAGCCAACAGAAAUCUAGCAGAAUGGACGGCGGAGUAUAACCUCACACAGUACUACGGCCUGCACGAGGUGUCCGCCAUGUCUCUGCACAAUCUGGCUGAUAAGCUGCAGAUAGGCACGCCGCAUGAGACCAAUAUAUUUCACAAGUACUUACGAGCCUAUCGCGUCAGGCACGAAAGCUCAGAAUCGUGUGACGGUGCGUGUGCCCAUCAACACUUCUGCGCUAUAACAUGCUUAGAGCAUGUCGCAUACCGUCAGUGCGUGGAAGCAGCCGCAAGCGCCCUCGCUGCAGCCGGUGACUCAGCCCCGAUGACAUUACCACUUUACACCACAUUACUGAUUUUAAUCUCUAUCAUCAUUGUAAUUGGGUAGAUUUUUGUAUCUUCAAUUACUUUUUAUAAGGUCCUUUUUUCAGUAUUCCUUGUGAACACAAUGUCGCCUAAAGGUAUGCUUCGAUAUCAUCAUGUUUUGUUUCGACACUUUUUUCUUGUAAAUAAAUACAGUAUUAUUUACCUACCUACGAGAUAAUUGAUAAAUGGGAUGUACGUACGUGAUUGAUUGAUUGUACACGUUUUUGUACGGAACUGUGAAAUGUACCAGUAAACUGAACGGUUUUUGAAAAAAAAAUGGUUCAAAGAGAAUCCAAAUUACACAAAUUUUUGCCGAGACACGUGCUUCAAACGUGUGACUAUGAUCGCAGUGUUAGCCGCGAGCGUGUUCGGUCCGUUCAAUCGUUUAUAUGACGUAAUAUUCAAAUUGGUCCAUUGUUUUGAAACGUGUUUUUAGGUAAAUAUUUAAAAUUUAUUUUACAUUACACUAAAAUAAAAACUGUUUACAUAAUGAGACGUAAAUAAUUUUACAACGUAAUAACAAUUUCUUGAGCUCAUAAUCGGACUUUACCUUUGACGUGUAAAUAUAAUUGUGCUUCAAAAGUAUGAAUAGGUUAUAAACAUAGGGGGUAAGUAGGUUUAUAUUGAGCAGUGUAUUGAGAUAGCUCAGACGGCAUUUGUGAUAACGCUUGAUGAUACGUGAAGUGCUUAGAAUAGUAAAACUUUUAUUACUAAAAAUAAUUGUAAAAUAUAUGCUUUAGACAUUCUAGUCCUAUAGAAUAAAAAUUAAUAUAACAAGAAAUAAAUAGUCGAAAAAUUAAUGUUGUAAAAAAUUCGAGACUGUAAAUUAUAAAAAAACGAAAUUAAUUUUUCGGAAACACAUUUAAAAAUUAUAUAAAUUACAAUUUAGUAAUCCGUAAAAUGUGGUCUUUUGAUAUUCCAUUUGUAUUAAUUUAGUGAUGUUUUGUAACACACGAAUAUUGUCAUUAUUAAACAAAGUAUGCUUGCUUUUGAUGUAAAAUUGGUGUACUUUUACUGUAAAUAUUAAGUUUAGUAAGUAGAAUUUUUAUAAGGUCAUUUAAAAGUUACAGUCGACCUAUUAAAAUUAGUAUAAAAAUUCCUAGAAGUAUAAAUUGAAAGUUGAAAAACUGGAAUAAUUUAAUUAAAAAUUUGUCUUGGAAACUUCGUCCUCGCAUAAUUGGGCUGGGCUUUGUCAAGGCAAAAACAAUUGGUGAGUUUAUUUGUUGGACUUUAAUUUCAUCGAUAAACACAUUGUUUGUUUUAAUUAUCGUUAUUUUAAUUAUGUUACACUUAUUGCAUUUAAAGAUUGUUUCGUAAACUGUGACUCAUUAUUUUGUCUUUUGUAACAUUUUUUACGUUAUCUUAAUAAUAUCAAUGAAUUAUUAUGUUACCAAUUAAUUAUUAUGAUAACAUAAUAACGGAACAUUUUGACGAGGAACUCGACUAGUUUCAAGCCAUGCUAGAGGUCAGUAGCAGCUGAAUGCUGUUCAUGAAUAUGAGUCUCUAGCAUGCUCUGUAACUAGUUAAGUUUUCAUCAAAAUAUUACGUGGGUACCUAUGCCGAUAACAUAAUAAUUAAUUUAGUAUGUCCCCCGAAAAUUAUAAUAAAAAUAUUUAUGUUAUGUAAUAAUUAUGUUAUAAAAAUAUGUAAUGUUAUGUUAAGUUUGAUGUUCCAGUGUUACUUUGUAUCGACUAAAAUAUUUGUCAACAAUAAUUAGGAGGGCCUAUUAGUUAUUAUUAUUAACAUUAUUUAUUUAAUCUGUCUUGUAACAAUAUAAGUAAUCGAGUCGAAACCGAAAAUGUAUUACAUAAAUCUGAAAAUAUUUUGUAUUCAUUAAUAAAUUAUUAUAAUAAAAAACUAGUCAUAAUUUUAAAAUUUAAAUCGCUGUAAAUACAUAAUUAAAAUUGUAAUUAAUUUAAUUUUGAAAUUGUAAAUGAGGAACAACUAGUGAAUAAGUGAAAUACUUAAUACUUAUCGAAUUGCUUAAUUUAAUUUAUUAAUUAUCGAAAAUAUAAAUACUUGACAUUAUUCCGUAAAAACAGUUGAAUGCUUUAUAAAUAUUAAACUAAAAAAAAUACUCAAUUAAAAUAGUAACGUCGAAAAAUUUAUAUUUUACAAUAUUACAAUCCGUAUUACAAUAUUGAAAUCCGCAUCGAUUUAAAGGAGAUUUAAAAACCAAUAUUCGUUAUUAAUAAAUAUUGCAUUCAACUGGUAGCAGGUUUAUCUAGCGAAAUAAAAUACUGUUUCAUUUCGCAAUAAUUAUUAUCGAUGUUCCCGUAUUUGUAUCGACUGGAUGUUUCAAUUAAUUUUUAAUAAAGAAUUGUAAUCAA